Molecule: messenger RNA, 1686 nt
Organism: Papilio machaon (common yellow swallowtail)
Lineage: Eukaryota; Metazoa; Arthropoda; Insecta; Lepidoptera; Papilionidae
Product: facilitated trehalose transporter Tret1-like
Exons: 9
Coding region: 176-1567 (463 amino acids)
Biological process (GO): transmembrane transport
Cellular component (GO): membrane
Molecular function (GO): transmembrane transporter activity
Source: RefSeq, a predicted model, not a curated record
UCGGUGACGCCGGAGUGUCGAGUCGCUCCACGGUUACGUUUCCUUCUUACGACUACAUUUUUUUUUUGUUUCUUUUUUUUGUUUUAUGCAAUUUUAUCAACAAUACUGGACGUUUAGUUGCGUAUUGAACUGGCUUGUUUGUGUUUAAUGUGCUUUUAGUUCGGAGAUAUACAAAAUGACUAUUAUAUCAUCGUCUUUUCUCAAGCAGCUAUGGCUGACGUUCGGAGCGUCUCUGGCAUUUCUAAUCAUCGGUCUGGUGCGGGGCUACUCGGCCUCCUCGAUACCGUCAAUUGAGAGUCUCGACCCCUCCUUCAUACAGCACAGCGAACAGAAAUCAUGGAUAGGAGCUAUCCCACCGUUAGGUGCGUUCGUGGGCAGCAUGCUGUCAGGGCCACUGAUGCAGCGAGCUGGUCGCAAGCGCACUCUACAGAUGACAGCUCCACUCUGGGGCGGCGGUUGGCUGCUACUAGGCUUUGCUCCUGGCUUCGCUCUCAUUCUUGUAGGCCGGUUCAUGUCUGGACUAUGCGUUGGCUUUGUAUUAGCACCCGCACAAGUUUACGUGAGCGAGUGCUGCGACCCCGAGAUUCGAGGCCGGCUAGGCUCGCUGCCCACGCUCUCUAUGUCUCUGGGUAUCCUCAUCUCCUACGUGGCCGGCAACUGGCUUUAUUGGAGACAUCUCGCUUUUUUGUCCGCUGUCUUUUGUGCGGCCCUCUUCUUAGUUCUCCUUCCACUGCCCGAGUCUCCAGUAUGGCUGAAGGCGCGUGGUCUGGACGCCGAGCCAGCAAUCAAAUGGCUGCAGUUGUCUAAUCGCGCCGUUGCCAUUGUCAAGGAUGAUGACAAACAUCCUGAAAAAGCGCCUGAAACAGAACCAAAGAGUUUAUUUACGAGGGAAGUGUUCCUAUCGUCAGCGGUUAUGAAGCCUCUCAUUGUCGGCUUCGCUUUGCUCAUCUUCCAGCAGUUCAGCGGUAUCGACGCCGUUAUAUUCUUCACUGUUGAGAUCUUCCAGAGUGCAGGAAGUAAGUUAGACGCAAUGACGGCGACGAUAAUAGUCGGUGCAGUUCAGUUGAUCAGCAACGGUGUGAGUACGAUGCUCGUAGAUCGCGCAGGGCGGCGGCCGUUGCUGCUGCUCUCAGCGGUUACGAUGUGCGUCUCCAUGGCCUCCAUGGGAGCAGCUUUCUACUUCCAGUUCGAAGCCGAAUCCUGGCUGGGAUACCUGCCUAUCGUCAGUCUAGUGGUGUUUAUGCUCGGUUUCUCCCUCGGCUUCGGCGGCCUACCGUUCUUACUACUGGGCGAGCUUUUCCCGACUCAAUAUCGCUCCCAACUUUCAGCCAUGGCCAGCGCUGUCAAUCUCCUCUCCAUGUUCACCGUUAUCAAGUCGUACCAUGCUUUGGAAGCUGUGCUGACGUCAGCGGGCACAUUCUGGAUGUACACCGCGUUCUGCGCAAUGGCGUUCUUUUUUGUCCUAUUCAUGGUCCCCGAGACGAAAGGGAAAUCGCUCGCUGAAAUCGAAGAACAUUUCCGCGGUAAGAAACGCAACGAGAUCGUACAUUUGCAAACGAUCUCGUAAUCUCUAAGAAAUUAUUGGAAAAGAUAUAGAUUAACAAGGAAUCAUGUUUUCCUAUUUGUUAAUAUCUGGUAUUAAUUGAUCGAGAAUUGUCAUAACCUAUGUAAAGAAAAGUGAUGGAG